GAGGUGUGGCUUUCCUUUAGUCGCUGUUUCCUUGUUUAUAAACCUUCUCCUUUAGAGCUCAUGGUAUGAAAUGGAAAUAAACACGUUUAACGUCACAUAGGUUUUUCUUAGUAGAACCUGUGGUCUGUACUUCGUAGCGACACUUUUUUAAGCACCUAUCUUGGUACGUGAUAUAUUUCAGGUUUACUUCAAAUGGCAGGUUGGAAAGUCUUUCUCGUCUCAUGUGUCAUAAGAGUUGGCAUCGUUUCUGUUUUUGGGGAUUGUGAUGAUCCACCAAGAUCAGAAAAGGCUGUUGUGGAUACAAAUUUGAAUGCAUUUCCUGUGAACAUUAUACUGACCUACUCGUGCCGUCCUGGUUACAUUUGGGAUCGUUCAUCAAAUAAAAAAGUUGUUUGUCAAGAAAAUUCAACAUGGACAGAGCUUAAAAUCACCUGCACCCCCAAGAGUUGUGGUUCUUUGCCGGAUGUACCGCAUGGAAGUAUCCAGUAUAGCGAUGAUGUUGUUUUUGGCUCUGUUGCUUUGAUAACUUGUGAUGAAGGAUAUAAUAUAGUUGGAAGAAAUCAAAGAGUUUGUUUGGCUGAUGGAUGGGAUCAUCAGAAUCCAGAAUGUGAACCUGUAAAGUGCGACACCCCCCCAGAAGUAGUAGAUGGGACUUUUGAAUUGGGCUCAUCUUCUCAAGAUAUACCAGUUGGAACUGUUGCCACCUACAAAUGUAAAACGUUUCAGCUUAUUGGCAAUCAGAUUAUUCACUGUACUAACUCAGGAAAAUGGAGCGAUUCCCCUCCUGUCUGCAAAGAUGUGAAAUGCCCAGAUCCACAAGUUGCCAAUGGGGUUAAGACAAGUAAUUUUGGGCCGACUUAUCGCUACCUGGAUUCUACUGAAUUUGAAUGCAGAUCAGGCUUUUGGAUGAAUGGCUCUUCAACAAUUACAUGCAAGGAAGAUAAUAAUUGGGAUCCUUCACCCCCAACCUGUGAGCGUAAGUAGAUGUUAACUUACCAU
This is a messenger RNA of Protopterus annectens (West African lungfish), 999 nucleotides long. RefSeq names its product complement component receptor 1-like protein. Lineage: Eukaryota; Metazoa; Chordata; Ceratodontiformes; Protopteridae. The transcript is spliced from 6 exons. The record is from RefSeq and is a predicted model, not a curated record. Bases 193 to 984 code for a protein of 263 amino acids.